Messenger RNA from Paramacrobiotus metropolitanus, 3276 nucleotides. RefSeq names its product mucin-5AC-like. NCBI's taxonomy places the organism in Eukaryota, Metazoa, Tardigrada, Eutardigrada, Parachela, Macrobiotidae. The transcript has 8 exons. The coding region runs from base 1 to 3276 and encodes 1091 amino acids. The record is from RefSeq and is a predicted model, not a curated record.
AUGUCCACCGAAGCGCCGACCAGUACCAACGCCGCACCAGACACGACCGCAGCAUCGAUUCUACCGGAUGCAGUGACAGAUGCGGCUUCUGCAGUGUCAACCGAUGCUGUGGUCAGUACCGAUACAGCGCCGGAUACAACUGAAGCCGCAACCAUCACGGACGCAGUGACAGAUGCGCCUUCUGCCAUGUCCACCGACGAUCUGACCAGUACCGAUGCUGCAAUUGUUACAACUGCAGCAUCGACCAGCACGGACGCGGUGACAGAUGCGCCUUCUGCAAUGUCCACCGACGCACAGACCAUGUCAACCGAUGCUGUGGUCAGUACCGAUACAGCGCCGGAUACAACUGAAGCCGCAACCAUCACGGACGCAGUGACAGAUGCGCCUUCUGCCAUGUCCACCGACGAUCUGACCAGUACCGAUGCUGCAAUCGAAACAACUGCAGCAUCGACCAGCACGGACGCGGUGACAGAUGCGCCUUCUGCAAUGUCCACCGACGCACAGACCAUGUCAACCGAUGCUGUGGUCAGUACCGAUACAGCGCCGGAUACAACUGAAGCCGCAACCAUCACGGACGCAGUGACAGAUGCGCCUUCUGCCAUGUCCACCGACGAUCUGACCAGUACCGAUGCUGCAAUUGUUACAACUGCAGCAUCGACCAGCACGGACGCGGUGACAGAUGCGCCUUCUGCAAUGUCCACCGACGCACAGACCAUGUCAACCGAUGCUGUGGUCAGUACCGAUACAGCGCCGGAUACAACUGAAGCCGCAACCAUCACGGACGCAGUGACAGAUGCGCCUUCUGCCAUGUCCACCGACGAUCUGACCAGUACCGAUGCUGCAAUCGAAACAACUGCAGCAUCGACCAGCACGGACGCGGUGACAGAUGCGCCUUCUGCAAUGUCCACCGACGCACAGACCAUGUCAACCGAUGCUGUGGUCAGUACCGAUACAGCGCCGGAUACAACUGAAGCCGCAACCAUCACGGACGCAGUGACAGAUGCGCCUUCUGCCAUGUCCACCGACGAUCUGACCAGUACCGAUGCUGCAAUUGUUACAACUGCAGCAUCGACCAGCACGGACGCGGUGACAGAUGAGCCUUCUGCAAUGUCCACCGACGCACAGACCAUGUCAACCGAUGCUGUGGUCAGUACCGAUACUGCGCCGGAUACAACUGAAGCCGCAACCAUCACGGACGCAGUGACAGAUGCGCCUUCUGCCAUGUCCACCGACGAUCUGACCAGUACCGAUGCUGCAAUCGAAACAACUGCAGCAUCGACCAACUCGGACGCAGUGACAGAUGCCAAUCCUGCAGUUUCUACCGACGCGCCGACCAGUACCGACGCCGCACCAGACACAACUGCAGCAUCGACCAACACGGACGCGGUGACAGAUGCGCCUUCUGCAGUGUCCACCGACGCACAGACCAGUACCGAUGCUGUAAUUGACACAACUGCAGCAUCGACCAUCACGGACCCAGUGACAGAUGCCAAUUAUGCGUUUUCUACCCACGCGCCGACCAGUACCGACGCCGCACCAAACACAACUCCAGGAUCGACCAACGCAGACGCGGUGUCAGAUGCGCCUUCUGCAGUGUCAACCGAUGCUGUGAUGCAACCGAGAGAUGCCAACUCUGCAGUUUCUACCGACGAGCCGAACAGUACCAACGCUGCAACAGACACAACUGCAGCAUCGACCAACGCGGACGCGGUGUCAGAUGCGCCUUCUGCAGUGUCCACCGACGCGCCGAUCAGUACCGACGCCGCACUAGACACAACAGCAGCAUUGACCAUCACGGACGCAAUGACAGAUGCUCCUUCUGCAGUGUCAACCGAUGAUGUGAUCAGUACCGAUGCUGCGCUGGAUACAAUCGAAGCCGCAGCCAUCACGGACGCGGUGACAGGUGCGCCUUCUGCAAUGUCCACCUGUGCACAGACCAGUACCGACGCCGCAACAGACACAACAGCAGCAUCGACCAUCACGAACGCAGUGACAGAUGCUCCUUCUGUAGUGUCAACCGAUGCUGUGAUGCAACCGAGAGAUGCCAACUCUGCAGUUUCUACCGACGCGCCGAACAGUACCAACGCUGCAACAGACACCACUGCAGCAUUGACCAUUGCGGACGCGGUAACAGAUGCUCCUUCUGCAAUGUCCACCGACGCGCCGACCAGUACCGAUGCCGCGCCGGACACAACAGCAGCAUCGACCAUCACGAACGCAGUGACAGAUGCUCCUUCUGUAGUGUCAACCGAUGCUGUGAUGCAACCGAGAGAUGCCAACUCUGCAGUUUCCACCGACGCGCCGAUCAUGUCAACCGAUGCUGUGGUCAGUACCGAUACUGCCCCGGAUACAACUGAAGCCGCAACCAUCACGGACGCAGUGACAGAUGCGCCUUCUGCAAUGUCCGCCGACGAUCUGACUAGUACCGAUGCUGCAAUUGUUACAACUGCAGCAUCGACCAACACGGACGCGGUGACAGAAGCGCCUGCUGCAGUGUCCACUGACGCGCCGACCAGUACCGACGCCGCACCAGACACGACCGCAGCAUCGAUUCUACCGGAUGCAGUGACAGAUGCAGCUUCUGCAGUGUCAACCGAUGCUGUGGUCAGUACCGAUACUGCGCCGGAUACAACUGAAGCCGCAACCAUCACGGACGCAGUGACAGAUGCGCCUUCUGCAAUGUCCGCCGACGAUCUGACUAGUACCGAUGCUGCAAUUGUUACAACUGCAGCAUCGACCAACACGGACGCGGUGACAGAUGCGCCUUCUGCAGUGUCCACCGACGCACAGACCAGUACCGACGAUGCACCAGACACAACUGCAGCAUCGACCAUCAUGGACGCGUUGGCAGAUGCGGCUUCUGCAAUGUCCAGUGACGCACAGGCCAGUACCGAUGCUGCAAUUGAUACAACUGCAGCAUCGACCAUCACGGACGCAGUGACAGAUACGCCUUCGGCAAUGUCCACUGACGCGCCGACCAGUACCGACGCCACACCAGACACAACCGCAGCAUCGACCAUCAGGGGCGCUGUGACAGAUGUCCAUUCUACAGUGUCUAUUGCUGAACCGACCAGUACUGAUGCUGUGCCGGAUACAACUCCUGCUGCAAUCCUCGCAACAAGAGCAACAGAUGUUCCUAUCACCGCGUCAACCGAUGCUGUGACCAGCACCGAUGCUGCGCCAGAUACAACUGCAACAGUAACGGUCACCGACACACCGGCAGAUACGUCAACGGCAGCUCCUGUGGACACAGUUGUGGAUACUGGAGAAUUUUAA